Humulus lupulus (European hop) is the source of this 1140-nucleotide messenger RNA. RefSeq lists its product as uncharacterized. The record is from RefSeq and is a predicted model, not a curated record. The transcript is spliced from 4 exons. The coding region runs from base 1 to 1140 and encodes 379 amino acids. NCBI's taxonomy places the organism in Eukaryota, Viridiplantae, Streptophyta, Magnoliopsida, Rosales, Cannabaceae.
AUGGAGUCGAGGGCAGCACUCUUAGCGAGUAUGUCCAAUGCUACUAAGAGUGUAAAAAUUUUGAUCACUGAGGCUAACCUUAGGUUGAAUGGCCUUAAGGGCUCUCCACCUACGACCAGUGAACCUGCGGUGGGUGGUGUUCAUGCUGGGGGGCGCGAGCAGGGUCCCGAGCAGCAGCCUCAGUCACCUCCUAGGAGGAGGUCAACUGGGGUUACUAUCAGGGAGCCUGCUGCUACCCAUCGAGCAGCAGAACCGUCGGUCCCCAAGGGCAAGAGGAAACAAAAGGUUACUGAGCCUGCCAAACAGUCUGACGACUCGUCAGAUGUACACGGCAUGAAUUCAGGGGACUUCUUUGCACACUAUCAAGCUGCUGCCGAAGCUUCUGUCCCGAAGGAUGGUAAAAGGGUCCUAGGGGAAAGUAGCAAGACCCCAGCGAAGAAAGCCCAAACAGAAAAUGCUUCCACAGAUGCUCCCUCCAAAGAGAACUUAACACAUCCGCCUGCUCCCAAGCAGCAAACUCCCUCUCCUGCUAAUCCUCGGUCCUCCUCGAAGGCCGUAGACAAAGAGGCCAUGGAUCAUUUGUCUGAAGGCUCCCUGCCCAACCACGGGUUUUUAUCUUGGACUGCUAGCUGGCGCCGAGCUGGGGCAAUGGUCUCUCGAGAGAAGAACUUGGACUCCAGGCUUGCCCAGGCUAAGCAAGUGCUUGAGGAUGAGAAAGCCAAGCUUCUUGAGGAAAACAGCAAGCUGCUCGCCAACGAGGAGCGGAAAAAAUGGAGGGAGAGUGCUGUCCUCAAUACCCGAGAGUGUAAGCAGUUGAAUCUUGAUCUGACCGCCAGCAGAGAUGAGGUAACGAGGCCCGGGAAGCGGGUCAAGGAACUUGAGGAGCGCAUUCAAGAGCUCGAGGAGGAUGGUGCCGGAAAUCUGGAGAAGUAUAAGGAAGCCACCUUCCUAAGCUUUUAUGAUUUCUGGAAACAUAACCAGGGGGCCAAAAUCGUCUACUUAGCUGAGAACUUGCAACAGUCGCUAAUGGCGGAAUGCACUGCUCGGUUUGAGGCGGAAAAGAGGGCCAAGGCCCAGACCCUUGCUGCGAGUGCCAAAGAUGAUCCUCCAGCUGACAAGAAUGCUCCUGCUCCGAAAUAA